Gigantopelta aegis is the source of this 2182-nucleotide messenger RNA. RefSeq names its product protein SDA1 homolog. The record is from RefSeq and is a predicted model, not a curated record. Gene Ontology annotation, biological process: ribosomal large subunit export from nucleus; ribosomal large subunit biogenesis. Gene Ontology annotation, cellular component: nucleolus. Bases 68 to 2107 code for a protein of 679 amino acids. Lineage: Eukaryota; Metazoa; Mollusca; Gastropoda; Neomphalida; Peltospiridae. The transcript is spliced from 21 exons.
AACUUCCGGCGCAUACUUCCGGUUUUGUGCACGUGUACUGUUUCCGUGUUAAAACAUUAACAUUAUCAUGACAGACAGAAAUAGAAAUAAGCUUCCCAAUAAUCUUCCACAGCUUCAGAAUCUUAUCAAAAGAGAUCCUGGAUCUUACAAGGAUGAGUUCUUGCAGCAGUAUCGACACUAUGAAUCCAACCUGCAGAUCUUUCAGCUUAAACCAUCACAAUAUUCAAAAACACUUGAUGAACUCAUCAUGUUUCUUGCCCAGAUUUCUCAGUGUUAUUCAGCUGAGCUUUCUGAGUUUCCACAACAACUUAAAGAAUUGCUUCAAAGACAUUCUACAGUUUUAGAUCCAACAAUGAGACUGUGUCUUGUUAAAGCUCUAAUUCUGCUGAGAAACAAGAACCUGAUGGCUGCGACCAGCGUACUUGAGCUGUUCUUCCAACUGUUCCGGUGUCAGGACAAGGUUCUGAGGAAAACACUCUACAGCUACAUCGUCAACGAUAUCAAAAACGUCAACUCCAAACACAAAAAUGUCAAACUUAACAAAACAUUACAGAACUUCAUGUACACAAUGUUACGAGACAGCAAUGCUGUGGCUGCUAAGAUGUCAUUGGACGUGAUGAUUGAAUUGUACAGAAGAAAUGUGUGGAAUGACGCAAAGACUGUGAACGUCAUAACAACGGCCUGCUUUUCAAAAGUGGCCAAGAUUCUGGUAGCAGCUGUCAAGUUCUUUCUGGGCAAAGAUACUCGCGAUGAUGAUGACAGUGAUGAUGAGAAACCUGAGAAGUCAGCCAAAGAGCUGCAGCUUGGUCACAGAGUCGGUAAAAAGACAAAAAAAAGACAAAAGAAAUUAUCCAGAGCCCUUCAAUUUUUAAAAAAACACAAAAAGAAAAAGUCCAAACCUGAAGUCUUCAGCUUUUCUGCUCUUCAUUUGAUACAUGAUCCACAAGAUUUCUGUGAAAAAUUGUUCAAGAAGUUGGAAUCGUGUAAUGAACGGUUUGAAGUGAAAUUGCUGUUGAUAGACUUUAUAUCAAGAUUAAUAGGGAUUCAUCAGUUAGUGCUGUUUAACUUCUACCCAUACAUUAAACGGUUUCUACAGCCACACCAGAGAGAGGUCACCAGACUGCUGUUAUUCGCAGCACAGGCCAGUCACGAACUCGUGCCACCUGAUAUUCUGGAAGAGGUCAUGAUGACCAUAGCUAACAACUUUAUAACUGAACGUAAUUCCAGUGAUGUUAUGGCAGUUGGGUUGAAUGCUAUUCGUGAGAUGUGUUCUCGGUGUCCACUGGCAAUGAGUGAAGAUCUGCUGAGGGACCUGGUGCAAUACAAAUCACACAGAAUAAAAUCUGUGAUGAUGGCAGCCAGAUCAUUAAUAUCCACAUUCAGACAAACUAAUCCAGAAAUGCUACACAAGAAAGACAGGGGUCGACCCACAGAGGCAACUAAGGAUUUCACCCUCUUAAAAUAUGGAGAGAAAAACACGAAGGAUUUCAUUCCUGGAACAGAGUGUCUUCCUGAUCAACAAGAGGAAGUAAAAGAAGAUAAGAAAGAUAACUGGGAUUCGUGCAGCGAUGAUGACAGCAGUGACGGGGAGUGGAUCGAUGUCCAUCACUCAUCAGAUGAAGACGAGGUGAAAACUGCAGACAAUGUUCCUUCAGACCCCACAGAACAGAAAGUAAAGGCGCAGGAAGUGUCUGCUAGUCGUAUCCUUACACAGGACGACUUUAAGAAGAUCCAGCAACAUCAGGCUGCUAAGGAGGUCGAUUUGAAACCUUCUCAUAAGCGCAAGCAUGUAGAGACUGAAGAACACAAUGAAAGUGGUGAACUGCCAAAUCUCUCGGCUAUAGAGAAUGUUCACAAGAAAAAGCUGCAUGAUCGGGAAUCCAGGAUGGCAACCAUCAUGGAAGGAAGAAAAGGAAGAGAAAAGUUUGCACAUGGUCGACAAAAGAUGAAUCCAAAUGCAAGUACGACAAACAAACAGAAAACGAGGAACAAGCCCUUUAUGAUGGUCAAACAAAAGAUGAAAUCCAAGGGCAAGCGAUCCUUCAGAGACAAACAGAUUGCGUUGAGAAACUCCCUUCUGAAGAGAGCCAAGGCUGGGAGGAAAUAAUGAACUCUGGUUUAUUUGUGACAAAGCAAUGUAUAUUUAUGUAAAUAACAAUAAAUACAUAAUUAUUUCUUGAAA